UAGAAAUCAUAUAUGAGUACCUCUUUUUUCGUGAAUGGAAAAUAAGUUACGUUAAAAGCGAAUAGUACAUUUGAAGACAUUUUUGAUGACCAUGUUAAAGUGGGCAAGUUUAUAGAUAAAGUAUGGAAAAUAAAUGGUCAAGUUAAACAGAUUUUAAAAAGCACAAAGAUAAAUCAACAUCUUUAAGGAGGGGAACAAGUUGAAUGCUUGGUAUUGAUAUAUUCAAAUAGUUUAGGACAAAAAUUAAGCUAAUAAUCCAACCAAUUUUCAACCUAUCAAUCAACCUAAUUUUCCUGGUCAAUCUGGUGUAAUAGGAUUCACUCCCCAAUAACAACCACCCUCCCCGUUUGUUCCUUAAUAACAACCAUAAAGUCCAUUUAUGGCAUAGCCAUCCAAAAUAAAUUAAUAACCUCCAAUUCCAUCUAAUCCACCCCCUCAAAUUUAAUAAAAGCCAUUAAAUCUUUAAGAUGCAUUGAAAGAUUAAGCAAAUAAAAUGUUAGUGAAUAAGGUAGCCAUCAAAAGAUAACAAAUUGAUGAUACAUCUGGUCCAAGAGAGUCACCGUAUUUAUUAUCAUAUAUAUAAAAGUCUUAAAACUAUAAAAGGAUAUAAAGUGUAAAUUAAAGAAUUUGGAAAGAUUGUCACAUUAGAAUCAGAGGAUGGAUCAUUCAAAGCUACAUUUUUAGAAGAAAAUGCUUCAGAAGUAUUCCUUUUCUUUCAUUCAUUAGACCGAAUAAGAUAAUAUUGUUUUAUCCUUUAAUGAUAUUAUUUAAUCACCAGAAACCUAACUCAAAUUAGCUAUGGGAAGAAAUCCAUCAUAAUCAACCAAAGUUCUAUUCCUAACAGGCUUUAAAGGAAUCGCUAUCAAAUGGGUUACUGGACUCUAAACUAAAUUUUAAUUUUGGCUUGAUGAAUGAACCAACCAAUUUAUUAUUACAAUUAUCAUAACAUUAUAGAG
Paramecium octaurelia is the source of this 956-nucleotide messenger RNA. Lineage: Eukaryota; Ciliophora; Oligohymenophorea; Peniculida; Parameciidae. The record is from the annotation of a GenBank genome assembly.